Molecule: messenger RNA, 650 nt
Organism: Rotaria sp. Silwood2
Lineage: Eukaryota; Metazoa; Rotifera; Eurotatoria; Philodinida; Philodinidae
Source: the annotation of a GenBank genome assembly
AUUUACAACCAUGUGUUUCACUAUAGAAAAAUUUAUUACACAAAUCGAGUCAGGACUUCUGGGCCACCCUUUAUAUACAACUGUCUGAUAUUGUUCGACUCUAUUUUUUAGCUAUGAAGCGGAGUCAGUGAAGCUAAGAAAAACCUUAAAUAGAUUCGAACUUAUACGUUAUUUGAUCAGAUUUAUGUUAGGACAUAUCUCGAUUCCAUGAAUUUCCUUGUCAUAUAUAAGAUCUAUCUAUUAGCAAAAAUUUCAUAAUUAAAUUUCCUAUGAAGAUCUUGUCCCGAUAUCAAAAAUCUAAAUUAUAUUGAUAAAUUGUUUUUUUUUUCUUAGGCGAUUUAACAUCAGGUAUAUAUUUACGUGUACCAGAUCCAAAUGGUUUAUUACAAUAUUUACUUUGGCUUUAUUUAACUGAUAAAGAAGUUCGUAAAAUGCUUGCAUUACCAACAAAAGUAGCUGUUGAUUAUCGUCCAGCAUGUUUUUGUCAUCAUAAAUUAAUUGAUACAGGUUAUGUUUGUUCCGUAUGUUUAUCUAUCUAUUGUGAUAAUGCAUUAACAUGUUCAACAUGUCGUUCGGCUUUUGAUAUAAAUAAUCAAUCUAUUUCAACUUCGAAUGGAUCAAAUGAUUCAUCUAGACGACAACCUCGUUAA